GCGCCGCUCAACGCCUCCGAGCCCGCGCCGGGCGGCGGGGAGGGCGCGCCCCCCCGGCCCUCGUGGCUGGCCUCCGCGCUAGCCUUCGUCCUCAUCGUCACCAUCGUGGUGGACGUCCUGGGCAACCUCUUGGUCAUCCUGUCGGUGUACCGGAACAAGAAGCUGCGGAACGCAGGAAAUAUAUUUGUGGUAAACCUUGCAGUGGCAGACCUGGUAGUGGCCGUCUAUCCCUACCCCUUGGUGCUGACAUCUAUAUUUAACGACGGAUGGAACCUGGGCUACCUGCACUGCCAAAUCAGCGCUUUCGUGAUGGGCCUGAGUGUCAUCAGCUCAGUAUUUAAUAUCACUGGGAUUGCCAUUAACCGCUACUGCUACAUCUGCCACAGACUGAAGUACGACAAGCUGUACAGUAACAAGAAUUCCCUCUGCUACGUGUUCCUCAUAUGGACGUUGACCCUCGUGGCAAUCAUGCCCAACUUUCACAUUGGGACACUCCAGUACGACUCAAGGAUCUACUCCUGUACGUUCGCACAGUCAGUCAGUUCGGCGUACACGAUCACAGUGGUGGUUUUCCAUUUCAUUGUCCCUAUGGUCAUUGUCAUCUUCUGCUACCUGAGAAUAUGGGUCCUGGUGCUUCAAGUCCGACGGAGGGUGAAACCCGACAACAAGCCCAAACUGAAGCCCCAGGACUUCAGGAAUUUUGUCACCAUGUUUGUGGUUUUUGUCCUUUUUGCCAUUUGCUGGGCUCCUCUCAACUUUAUUGGUCUUGCGGUGGCCUCAGACCCUGCCAGCAUGGCGCCCAGCAUCCCAGAGUGGCUGUUUGUGGCCAGUUACUACAUGGCGUAUUUCAACAGUUGCCUCAAUGCGAUCAUCUAUGGACUACUAAACCAAAACUUUAGGAGGGAAUAUAAAAGAAUUAUAGUCUCAUUGUGCACAGCCAGGAUGUUCUUUGUAGAUAGCUCUAAUGAUGUACCGGAAAGGGUUAAUUGCAAGCCUUCUCCAUUAGUAGCCAAUAAUAGCCCACUGAAGGUGGCUUCUGUUUAG
Messenger RNA from Echinops telfairi (small Madagascar hedgehog), 1044 nucleotides. It is a transcript of the gene MTNR1A, whose product is annotated as melatonin receptor 1A. NCBI's taxonomy places the organism in Eukaryota, Metazoa, Chordata, Mammalia, Afrosoricida, Tenrecidae. The transcript has 2 exons. Gene Ontology annotation, cellular component: membrane. The record is from RefSeq and is a predicted model, not a curated record. Gene Ontology annotation, biological process: G protein-coupled receptor signaling pathway. Gene Ontology annotation, molecular function: melatonin receptor activity. The annotation marks the transcript as partial.